AAUAAGCAGAUCGAUUUCUCACUAUCAAAGUAGCUAUGGCCAGAUUUGAAGUUGGUAUUGCAUUCAUGGUUUUACUAGCAUCCAUGGCGGUGACUACUUGUGUCACCAAAGCCACCAUAACUUGCGGUGAGGUGACAGCCUUACUCAUUCCUUGCAUUCCGUUUGGAGUGUUAGGAGGCAUCGUGCCACCGGGUUGUUGCGCCGGGAUCAAAGGGCUCAAUGCUGCACAAAAUACGACAGAGGAUCGAAGAAUUGCCUGUACUUGCAUUCAGGAAGGAGCUGCUGGGAUUCCUGGGAUUGACUAUGAUCGUAUAAACAUGCUUGGUGAUCUUUGUGGUUCUGCUUGUCCCUACAAAGUUUAUCCAUCUACUAAUUGCUCUCAGGUAAGCUGAACCUCUUGAAGGGAUUAUCCUAGUGAGACAAGGAGUAUAUGAAUGAAGCUUCCGGGCAACCUUCGUUCACUGUCAUCUGUUUGUAAAACAAUACUUGUGGUAUUUGAGGAGAUAAUUACAUGUAAUACAUAUUAUGAAAAAUUGGAACCAAUAGCAUGAAUAAAAGUCUUAAGACAACUAAA
Argentina anserina (silverweed cinquefoil) is the source of this 574-nucleotide messenger RNA. Its product is annotated as non-specific lipid-transfer protein 1-like. Gene Ontology annotation, molecular function: lipid binding. The coding region runs from base 36 to 392 and encodes 118 amino acids. The record is from RefSeq and is a predicted model, not a curated record. Gene Ontology annotation, cellular component: membrane. The transcript is spliced from 2 exons. NCBI's taxonomy places the organism in Eukaryota, Viridiplantae, Streptophyta, Magnoliopsida, Rosales, Rosaceae. Gene Ontology annotation, biological process: lipid transport.